Molecule: messenger RNA, 1349 nt
Organism: Strongylocentrotus purpuratus (purple sea urchin)
Lineage: Eukaryota; Metazoa; Echinodermata; Echinoidea; Camarodonta; Strongylocentrotidae
Product: putative nuclease HARBI1
Exons: 4
Coding region: 6-1046 (346 amino acids)
Source: RefSeq, a predicted model, not a curated record
UAAACAUGGCGUACCAGCUUGAUUUUCUGCGACAAAGAGAUCGCUAUGAAGAGUUGAUGAGAAGACUAGCUCCCGAACGUCCCGUAAUAGUGGAGAGAGGGGACCCGUUUCACAUCUAUAACGAUUUUGAAUUUGUCAAGCGAUAUCGCCUAUCAAAACGCACGACUUUACUCGUUAUCGAUGAUAUCGCAGACAACCUCAGAAGGCUUCGAUCGGAUGGAAUACCCGUUCACAUUCAGCUACUUACUGUAUUGAGAUUUUAUGCUGUGGGAUCGUUCCAGCUCCUGCAUGGUGAUGAAAUAGGUCUAUCACAACCUACAUUGUCAAAACUCAUAGCAGAUGUCUCUUCUCAGCUAGCAGCCUGGCGUGGGAGAUACAUUCAUUUCCCAGACCAACUUCAUGGCAUUCAACAGGCAUUCUACGACUACUCAAACUUCCCUGGAGUCAUCGGGGCAAUUGAUUGCACACAUGUUCCCAUUCAAAAUCCUGGUGGAGAGUUUGGUCAAACAUUCAUAAAUCGCAAGAGCAGGUCAUCGAUUAAUGUUCAGGCAGUCUGUUCAUUUGACGGCACUUUGACGAACAUCGUUGCUCGCUGGCCAGGUGGAACGCAUGAUUCCAGGAUAUUCAGAGAAUCAGCGCUGAAACAAAGGCUUGAACAAGAAAGUCAUGAGCCCAGGUGGCUCCUCGGUGACAGUGGAUAUGCCUCUCAGCCAUUCCUCAUGACACCUCUUCUACAUCCCGGAACGGCAUCAGAAGAGCGUUAUAACAGAGCACAUAAAAGAGGUCGCAAUGUGAUUGAAAGAACAUUUGGCAGAAUGAAGCGAAGGUUUCCCUGCCUAAAUGGUUUACGUUUGAAGUUGCAAACAACACUUACAGUAAUUGUUGCAGUUGCAGUACUGUGGAAUAUUUCUAUUCAGCACGGUGACCCAGAAGUGGAUGGAGAAGUGCUGCCUGAAAUUCCUGGUGACCAUUUGCCUCCCCCUGGUGCUAACAACUUAGAAGGUCAAUUGAGAAGGCAAAAUCUGAUAAGAGAGCAUUUUGCAUGAUUGAGAGAAAACUCAUCUGAUGACAGUACCCACUAUGUACUGUUUCAGAAGCUCAAUUCACUCUGCAAUACGUUCACCAUCCCUUUAUUCGCUUUCAUCGAUUAAAACAUAUUGGGUGGUGUUCUACUAUUUUAUAGUUCCUCUAAAUAUGAGGGAUGUUCCAUGAAGCUGCUCUUAAGAUUUAACUUUGGGUAUGAACAACUUCAAGAAUGUCUAAAGGUGUUGAAACAUAAAUGAUAUUUUCAAAAAUGUUCUGUUAGAAAUUGUAACCAACUUCCAUUGCAAUUCUGAUCAUUCAAAAAA